Messenger RNA from Hemibagrus wyckioides, 9726 nucleotides. It is a transcript of the gene slc44a1b, whose product is annotated as solute carrier family 44 member 1b. Gene Ontology annotation, molecular function: transmembrane transporter activity. The transcript is spliced from 17 exons. The coding region runs from base 596 to 2623 and encodes 675 amino acids. The record is from RefSeq and is a predicted model, not a curated record. Gene Ontology annotation, cellular component: membrane. Lineage: Eukaryota; Metazoa; Chordata; Actinopteri; Siluriformes; Bagridae. Gene Ontology annotation, biological process: transmembrane transport.
UAAAAAGCUUUCAUUUAUUUUUUUUGGUUAUAAUUAAUAUGGUUGUCUAUUUUUUAUACGUAUACAAAUAGAAUGCUACAAUUUGAAAUAGAAAAUGACCUAAUAUUAAAUAUUAAAUAUGGUUUAUUAAUAAUAAUAAUAAUAAUAAUAAUAAUAAGAAGAAGAAGAAGAAGAAGAAGAAGAAGAAGAAGAAGAAAUAUGGGGGGGAAGGCUCAGGCUUACGCAUCGCAGAGGUUUUAAAAUUGGCGGUCUCCUCGUGCGUCCCAGCAUCCCUUGCGUCCGCAUCUUCGGCCAGCUCGCGGCGUGAGUGGACGAUGCGUUUCUGUUCCGGCUACACCUGCUCAGUCCAGCCGGAAGUGCAGCGCUAUUAAUCCUGAAGUAUUAAUCCUUCUUUACCUGGAGGCAGAAGAGGCGAUAUUAGUUUGCUGCGUUCGCGGGGAAACGCGUUUGCGCGCCCCAUCUGAUGGAUGCGUCGUGUUAGUGCGCGGCACGCGGUUAAUGCGGGGUCAAACACACUUCGUCGGCUCCCUGCAAGUUGGGCUUAUUGUUGUUUUCUUGCGCUGAAGCGUUGAGGUCUGUGCGACUCAAACCUGCAAUGGGAUGCUGCGGUAGCGCAGAGAGGGUGAAAAGAGAAUGGAAACCCUUGGAGGACCGAAGCUGCACAGAUCUCCCAUGGUUCCUUCUAUUUAUGCUCUUCUGCGGGGGAAUGGGCGCUAUCUGUGGCUAUACUAUAAUGACAGGUGGUGCAGCACGCCUGGUGUUUGGAUAUGACAGCUUCGGUAACACUUGUGGCCACCUCAAUGAGGCCAUAGCAGGGGUCAAGUUCAGCGGCUUGGACCAACAAGACAGAAAAUAUGUGUUCUUCCUGGACCCAUGCAACUUAGACAUAAUUCAACGGAAGAUUAAAUCAAUGGCAGUGUGUGUGUCAAUGUGUCCUCCCGAGGAGAUGAAAACCUACGAAGAUCUAAAGAGAUUUGCCAUGAUGAAUGGCUCAGAGCUCUGCAUCUAUGAUAUGGCUGCCCAUAGGUACCCAAGCCUUCCGGAGCGCUUUGAAAAAUGUCCUAAACUUCCAGUUCCACAGAGUAAAGCUCUGCCGGUGUUUAACCGCUGCACGCCCGUGGACAUUUCCUGCUAUUCUAAGUUUGCAGAGGCAGUGGUGACGUUCGUCAGUGAUAACACCAUACUCCACAGGCUGAUCGCUGGGGUGGUGGCUAGUAAAGAGAUCAUUGCGGGGCUUUGCUUGCUAGCGCUGGUGCUCUCCAUGAUCCUGAUGGUGAUUAUUCGCUACAUCUCUGCAGUCCUGGUGUGGAUUCUCACUGUUCUUGUGGUGCUGGGCUCACUAGGAGGCACCAGCUUUCUGUGGUGGUUAUAUAUAGACCACAGGCUGACGAUGAACGAGACUGUGACUACAGAUUUAAAGGAAGUAAAAGAAACAAACGAAGAGACUGUGGCUUCCAAAGACCACGUGCAAGGACUGCUGGUCUAUGCCACCUCAGCAACUGUGUUCACGGUGAUCUUGCUGUUGCUGAUGCUGUUCAUGAGGAAGCGAGUGGCUCUGACCAUCGCUCUGUUCCACGUGGCCGGGAAGGUGUUUAUUCACCUGCCGCUGCUGGUGCUGCAGCCUUUCUGCACCUUUCUCGCCCUCUUCCUCUUCUGGGUCUACUGGAUCCUAGUACUCCUCUUCCUCGGAACCACUGGAAACCCACAGAAGAACGAGCAGACAGGUCUGGCUGAGUUUCGACUGAGCGGCCCGCUGCAGUACCUCACCUGGUACCAUGCUGUGGGUCUCAUCUGGAUAAGUGAGUUCAUCCUGGCCUGUCAGCAGAUGACCGUGGCUGGAGCUGUGGUCACAUACUACUUUACCAGGGACAAGAACAAGCUCCCUUUGACGCCCAUCCUGUCAUCUGUGUUUCGUUUGAUCCGUUACCACCUGGGCACUGUGGCCAAGGGCUCUUUCAUUAUCACCCUGGUCAAGAUCCCGCGCCUCAUCCUCAUCUACAUCCGUAAUCAGCUCAAAGGAAAGGAGAAUGCAUGUGCACGCUGUAUGCUGAAAGCGUGUAUUUGUUGCCUGUGGUGUCUGGAGAAGUGCCUCAAUUAUCUAAAUCAGAAUGCGUACGCAGCGACGGCCAUCAACGGCACCAGUUUCUGUACGUCGGCACGUGAUGCAUUUGUGAUCCUGGUGGAAAACGCUCUGAGGGUUGCAGCCAUCAACACCAUAGGAGACUUUGUGCUUUUCCUUGGCAAGGUCCUGAUCAUGACAUGUACAGCUUUUGCGGGAGUGUUGGCUCUGAACUAUCAGAGGGACUACACGGAGUGGGUGCUGCCACUCAUCAUCGUGUGCCUGUUCGCCUUUCUGGUGGCCCACUGCUUCCUGUCCAUCUUCGAGAUCGUGGUGGACGUGCUGUUUCUCUGCUUCGCCAUCGACACCAAAUACAACGACGGCACACCUGGCAAGGAGUUCUUUAUGGACAAAGCCCUUAUGGAGUUUGUGGAGAACAGCCGGAGGUCAGUGGCGCCGGCAGAACGGGGACGGAGCAGCAAGCGAUCUCGCUCUCGUCAGGAUUCGGGGCUGACUGAGAUGAAGGCCAUGAAAUCUGCAUUCAGGAUUGGUUGGUGGCGUUAAGCUUCUCUAGUCAUGGGCUCCUGGAACAAGCUCAGCUUGACCAAAAGCCGGCCAUGGGACUUUUUAAAGACAUUCCAAAAUGUUUAUUUUUACCAAUGUGUAACAUGUUUACUAUGGUUUCACUCCAGGGAAUACAAUAUUUUAAUAAGAAACUGUAAAAAAAAAAAGAAAUAACAAUGUAAUGAAGCACUUUAUAUUGAAGCGCUGCAUAUUUUAAAAGGCUGAUGCAUUUUUCGUAGUGAUGUCCUUUUUUAUAAGACUAAAAAACAAUUGCCAUCUAGUGAAACACAGUAUUAAUAAUGUCUAGAAUCACUGUUUUUAUUAUGUAAAAUUUUCAUAACAGACUUUUUUCUUUUUUCUUAAAUGGGUUUCUUGAGGUUUGGUAGAAACCUUUGUGUCAUGCAGCAAUGAAGGACUUAAUUGGGUUUUAUUUUUCAGUUGUUUUAACUCCUGACACUAACACUGAAACAUCUGUACAUCAUUUGCUCUUGUUGAUAUUUUUAUUACACCCAGUCACAUUAUGGAUGUGUAUUUGGGAGGAAGAUUAGAGGCUGAGUUUUCUUGUUUUGUUUUGUGCCUCAAUGUUAAAGCAUUGAUCCCACCCACCCCAAAAGAAAAAAAAGGGUUCAGAUUAGAUUUUAGAUCUGAUUGUUUCUACAUAUGGAAGGGAAUUGCUUUACCUAUGACUUCUUCCUGAGAGGAUGAAACCUAAUGAUGUAAACAUCUAAACGAAAGUUGUUUGAAACUUUCCGGCCAGUGACAGCUGUUAUGCUACGAACGUUACUGGGCCUUCUGUUUGUUUGUUUUUUCAGCUAUAUGUUGAUCUAAAUACGAAACAUCGUUUGAGAUUAGGUACUGAUGUUAAUUAGGAUAUUAAAUGCAAACACUGAAUUAGCAUUUAGACUUUGAGAAGCUGGAUACGUACCACCCAGGAUCUUGAUGGCCAUCUUUGUAUAGUUUCUUAACCCCAACAUUUUUCACAGCUGAGCUGCAAGUCUUUAGCUACAGCAUCACAUAACCCUUCAGGCUUAGAUUCACAUUUCGAGUGCUGGUUUUAAAUCAGAUUGCUUGCAUGUUUCUACUCUGACCCAAUUGUAGAUUUGUGCUCCAACUUUUCUUGAAUAUCAGCCCAGGACCUGGUUUCCUGAAUGUGUCCAGGCACAAAGCUUGUUUUUGAUUAUCCUACUAUAAAUGAAUGGCCCUUACACAUAUGUAACAGUGUGGUGCUUUUGGGACACCAGGCCCUGGUCUCUCCUUAAACACAGGGUGAUUUUUGUAGUCCCUCCUUCAGCCUAUGGGAAGAGAAAUUCUGAAAAUAUUUCUGCAUGUGAAAUCAUUUUUUUUUAACUCAUUGACUCUGAGAAGUAUUAACCUGUCACUGAAUAUGAGUCCACUAUUAUCAUUUUUACACACUGCAUCCUGUGGAGAGUCUGGGUGCUUUAAGUCCGUGUGGUGUGUGAGUGUCCACUUUUACUCCUGCAGCAAACUCAAGUCUUCCUACUUGCACUACUUUUUCUUUUUUUUUUCUUUGGGAGGCAUCCCUGUGAUACCGAGUGGCUUGGAGAGGAGAGGCACACAAAAACUCGCACCUUGCCUUAACCCAUUCAGCAUGCAGCACAUCCUGCUGGAUUUAAUUGGUUGGUUACAGUAUUUUUGCAGUACAGUAUGACCUUCAACUGCAGAGAGCGUGUAAGCCUUAAACCAGUUCAAGCUUUCCAUAACACAUUCGGUAUCUAAUCAGCAGUGAAGCUACAAGCGAGUUUUUUAUGAACAGCGUGUGGACAGGAGGAGUCAAGAUUUUACUAGUUGUUUUGUAGUUUUAAUCUUUAUUAAUGGAGCAUUUGAAGGAUUUUAGCCAACAUUUGCCAGGUGUUUAGCAGCUGGAACAAGGGAACCCGUGGUCAUGAGAUGGGUUGGUGACUUUUAACGAUGGUGUAGGUUCACCUUUAGUUAGCAGCUUGACCUUAAUGUUGCUUUGAAAAAUGUCCAGUUAAUAACAUUCCUUUAUUACAAAGGUUCAGAUAAGUGACUAACAUCACUGAGUGGUGUGAGCAGUUACCUUUUAAUGCUUGUUAUAAAUUCAUGUCUAUAAAUGAGUGAAGUGUUUAUGUUUUGUUUUAUAGUGGUACAUCAUGUUACCACUUUUGACUUGUGCCCCAGACACAAAACCGAUGAGAUUAGAUACAGGAAACACAAACACAUAAUUCUUUGUGACAAAACUAUCUUUUUGUCAUCGAUUUUUUAAAUCACACCAUGUCAUCUGUUUGCUAAUCAGACCAGGGCAAAUAAAAUAAAACUCAAUAAAAGAUUUAAUAUCUAAAGCCCUGUAGCUAGUCUUCUAGAUGAGUCAUGUUUGGGGAGCUAGAGUUGCUGAACAAUGGCUUUUUUAAGUUUAUCAGUUCUUAACAGGAUUUCUUCAAGAAUUUCUUUUCUAAAAUGUUCAUGUGGAUUAUACUAUACUGGAAAUACGACAAUACGUUACAACAAUACAACUAUAUAACAAUAAUUCUCAAAUCUGAGAGGAUAAGACUUUUUACUUAUGAAGUCACAAUAAUUGUGAACCUCCACCUUCUCCCAAAGCCUUAACAGCAAAAUAAAUGUUCCUUAAUAUCCAACACAAUCUGUAUUUGUCAGUAAUAAUGUGCUUAGAAAAACUUUUUCACUAAAAUAAUCAAGACUAGUGAUUCCCUUUUAACUCAUUUUGAGCAGCCUGAGAAAUGUUGGCUAAUUUCCGAAUAUUGUAACAAUUGCUUUAUGAUGGGUUUUGAGUGGAAUUGUAUACGAAAUAUCUGUACAGUAUAUUUGAACGUGUAACGAUGUGUACAUGCUGACUGAUAAUAGAAUGUCGGUUUUGUUUUUCUUGGAAAAGGGGACCUUAAAGUGUAUUGUGGUCUUCUGUUUGUUUGUCCAUGUGUGUUAUUCCAGGUCUCACAUUAGGGAGGAACAUGGGAUGUUUAUAUAGUGGAUGGUAUAUUGAACAUACUUAAAAGUUUGGUAAAGGGGGGAGAAAGAAUUCAUAUUGGUUACAGACACAAGUCUAAUGGUUUAAGCAUGUUAAGAAUUGCACUAAGUAAUCAUUUUAACACAGAGAUGGCAUAUGUGUAAAAAAAAAAAGAAAAAAGAUUUAGAUUUAAAAUGAUUAUAAACAUUUCAUUCUGCUAACUAAUUUAUUCUCAAAUGCUUGAAAAACAUCGUUCAAAAAUAGUCAAGAAAUGGGAAUGUGAGAAUUUCUGUCCACUGAGGUGGGAUGUACGCUUCUAGCAGAAGUUGCCCUUUACUGACUUUACUAAACGCAGUGUUGUGUUUUCUGAUUCUGCUCUGAUUGGGGAGGAUCUGAGUGAGACAAGCUGAUCUGCGAUCUUGAGGCAAUGCUAAGGAACAGCAGGAUCUGGCUCUCUGCUCGACCCCCACUUUGCCAAAUGGUGCACAAUGUAAAAUUCAGAUGACGUGCACAAAAGCUGUAUUGUUCUAACUGCUUGUUUUGGUAUUUAGUUGAGUCCUUGUUUUUCCUCUUUCUCUCUCAAUGAGUGUGGCGACUGAGCAGCUGGCAUGUGGCAUGUUCAGGCCUGUCACUGUUCGGUAGAGAGAUGUAGAGAUGCUCUGCUUGUAGUCAGAGCCAAGCUAGUAAUGUCCAUAUACACAAUACGCACACGCACACACACACGCACACACACACACACACUGACACAUGCACAUAUAAACACACAUAUACAACCUGCAUGCUCCCAGUCUGGGCUUUUUCUAACUCUAACUCUUUAAAACAAUGAGCCAUUUUUGUAGGACGUGAAUUGUUUGGCGUUAGGAUCCAUGUGACUUAAACACUGACACUUCUAGAAGAAUAGCUUUAUUCAGUGACAAGCCACUGUUUUUAUGUUGUCGAGAUGUGAGUGUGUUUCUCCUCUUCAUUACGGGAAACUACGCUUCUGUUCCCGUCCCCGUGGAGAAAUAGGCCGUUUCUGUCUGAAGAAAACUGUUAUCAAUAGGCAAUACAUCAGUUUCCUUGUCUGGUGUAACACUAGCUCUUAGCUUUUACCUGCAGUAUAGUUGUUUGUAACAUUGAAUUAAGGGUUUUUUCUUUUGUUUUGUUUCUUUUUAUAUUUAUGAUUUCAUAUGUAUCUUGUUUUUUAAAGUAAUAAAAUGGAAAAUUUUAAACACUGUCCUCAACUGUUAUUGAAUAUGUAUUAAAAGCUGACCUACACUUCACUCCCAGCUUAGACUCAGUGGAAUUAAGGGCUGGAAUAUGUGCAUAGAAUAAAAUGGAGAUUAUGUUGCUAAAAGAUAAAUGAUAAUGACACCUAUUUGUAAUAAAUAAUGUAAAAAAAAAAUCGUUAAAAUUUAUGGGUUAUUUCAUAAUAUACCAGAUAGCUCAAGCGCCUCACUGCUUCCCCUAUGUUCCACAUGAAAGCUACUUGUUUGGGGAAACAAACAAGGUAACAAGGUUUUUUUGGUAAUACUACAUUCCGAAAUAAAUGUGUGUCUCUGUUUUAACUUCCCUAUUUCCCUAUUUUCAUUUGCCCUGGAAACUAAUUUUAACUAUGGGCCUUCUUUUAAAUUCUUUAAAAAAGGAACAGAAACCAAUAUUUUAUAGACAUGUUUGGACAUGAAUGAUAAUUGAGAAAUUCUUAGAGAAGGUUAAGAAUGAGGUAGUUUCUUACUUAGUUAUAAUACACAGAUGAUGAUUGAUUGUCUCCUAACAGUGGCAUCUGUCCCAAGGGUGGGAAAUAUAUUAUACAGUCAGUUCUCAAAGUUGAUUUGUUGGAAGCAGGAAAAAUGGGCAAGUGUAAGGUUCUGAGUGACUUUGACAAGGGCCAAAUUGAGAUGGCUAGAUGACUGGGUCAGAGCAUCUCCAAAGCAAAAGGUCUUCUGAGGUGUUCCAAGUAGGCAGUAGUUAGAACCUACCAAGGAUCAGCAACAGAACUAGCAACAAGGUCAGGAGUGCCCAAAGAUCAUCGAUGCACCUACGGAGACAAGGGUAGCCCACCUGGUCCAAUCCCACAGAAGAGCUACUACAAAUUGCUGAAAAAGUUAUUGGCCAUGAUAGAAAGGUGCCUAAACAUAUAGUGAAUUACAGCUUGCUGUGUAGCCACAGACUGAUCAGAGUGUCUAUGCUGACCCCUUAUCCAGCACCUAAAGCACCUACAACAGGCAUGUAACCAUCAUAACUGGAGCAUGGAGCAAUGGAAGAAGGUGGUCUGGUCUGAGAAAUCAGGUUUUCUUUUUCAUCAUGUGGAAUGCCAGGUCACUUACCAGGGGAAGAGAAUGGACUAGGAUGCUACAAGCUGGUGGAGGUAGUGUGAUGCACUGGGCAAACCCUGGGUCCCGGCAUUCAUGUCAACGUUGCUUUGAUACAUACAACUUACUUAAUCUUUACUACAGACCUAGUACUCCACUUCAUGGCAACAGUAUUCAUUAAUGGCUUCAUUAGUGUCCUCUUUCAGCAGGUUAAUUAUUCUGGAAUUAUUCAGGAAUGGGUUAAGAACCAUGAAAAGAUGUUCAGGGUGUUGACUUGGCCUCCAAAUUCCCCAGAUCUCAAUCCAGUCUAGCAUCAGUGGGAUGUCUAUCGCAACAUCGCAACUUAUAGGACUUAAAGGAUCUCCUGCUAACAUAGUACCAAAUACCACAGCACACAUUCAUAUGUGUCCAUGCCUGUAAAGGUCAGAGCUGUUUUCAUGGAACAAGGCAGACCUACACAAUAUUAGGCUGGUGGUUUUAAUAUUAUGGCUGAAUGGGAUAUGUACAGUAUGUAUGUAAGGAUGGUUGUGCCAGCAGCCGAUCCAAACAAUGGAGCAAACAAACAAAAUGAGAAUCAUUCAGGAUAUUGUACAAAGCAAAAAUGAUCUCUUAAUAACAGAUUUCCAGAUACAUGCUUUCAGUGGGAGACUGGUAUGUGAUAUGAAUGUAUAUUGAAUAUUUCAUUUGGAGCAUGUGACAUUUUUGCAUGGCAGAAUAAACAGCUUUAUCAGCGUACUGAGUUAAAUGGCUUUAUGACUUUGAACUCACUAAAGAUAUGGAAAUGUGCCACUUUUCUUCUUUGCUUUGGUUUGUUGAUUUGCUUUUUUUUUCUUAAUGUGUGUAAGGGUUGAUUUUUAUCUAGUUAUGUGAAGGAAGAAAAGUACAAUUCCUGAGGUAAAUGCAGACUGAACCUCAAAUAUGAGGGAUAAAAAACAAACCCAAGCUGAAGUGCAUAACAAUGUUGAUUUACAGAGAACACAAAAUGAAAAUAUGAACAUUGUUUUAUUAUAAAAUCCACAGUGUCUUACAAAUAAGUGCAUCUGUAUAAAAUUAUUAUUACCUGAAAUACAAAAAAUCUUUUCUUUGCUUUUUUUAUGAGCUAGCUUUACCAAUGGUAGUGUAAAUAAAGUGCUAUAACCUGAUAUAUUGUUUUCAGUGCAGGCAUCUUUGGUGUUUCUCAUAUUUUAAUGAGAGAACACUUUAGAUUUUACAUGAGUCAGAUCAGUCCCUUAAAGCCAUAAUGAAUUUUCACUGACUGACUCAUCCAACAGAGUCUGUUUUCUUCUCAAACAUACAUGUCCUCAAAACUAGCAGUCUGGAAUAUACUGAUGAGAAAUCUGCCAGUGUCCAUCAGAAAUAAUCUCAGCAGUUCUCAUUAUAGUAGAUGUGCAUCAUACAUAGAGUAUCUGAUCUUUUGGCUUUUGUUCAAGUUCAACUCUUGUGUAUUUUUUGUACAUGUAUGUACAUCUAUAUGUCUAUGUAUCAUCUUCAUCCUCACUGGGGAUGAGGUCCAUGACGUCGUUCUCCGAGCUGAAUUCUUUCUGCAGUUUCUCCAAUUCUCGGAGUUCAGCUUGCAGCCGCUGCAUGUGCAUAGCACGCCGGUUCUUCACAUGCUUCAUCCGGAACGGGUUCAAAUCCCAGAAGGCAAUGCUUGUCAACUUCCUGUGAAGUUAACAUGCAACAGGGUUAAAACUGUUAGAACUGUGGGUAAAAGUUACUUUUCAAGUAUGUUACUUUCUAAUACUGUAUGAUUGAAAACAAGUACAUGAUACAAAAUCUUUCCUGCUGGUUAAAGUCUUGCUCUUAAACAUUCCCACAUUCCCUCUGUGUGUUUGGUUAUUUGAAAUAAAACGACACUUUUGCAAAUCAAA